This is a messenger RNA of Pelodiscus sinensis (Chinese soft-shelled turtle), 3785 nucleotides long. RefSeq names its product phospholipase A2 group VI (gene PLA2G6). Gene Ontology annotation, molecular function: long-chain fatty acyl-CoA hydrolase activity; protein binding. Gene Ontology annotation, biological process: cardiolipin acyl-chain remodeling; positive regulation of ceramide biosynthetic process. The record is from RefSeq and is a predicted model, not a curated record. NCBI's taxonomy places the organism in Eukaryota, Metazoa, Chordata, Testudines, Trionychidae. Gene Ontology annotation, cellular component: mitochondrion.
GCUCCCCACCCCCGCCAAUGACACUGCGCCACAGCGCCUGCUUGGGUCCCCUCCCUGCCAGGGGCUCAGGAACAAAGUGCUGCCCUUGCUCUGGCUGGGGCAGAGGCGGGGGCCUGGGGCCCUGCAAGGGAAUUUCCAGCCUCAGCCGGAAGGAUGGCUCAGCUGCUGUGCAGGGCCUGGACACAAGGUUUCCAAUUGCAGCCAGGCCCCUGGAGGUCUGGGGGACAGCGAAACCCCCACGCGCCUUCCUGGAAUGACAGAGACUAGAGGGAAGUCAGCUCGUAAUAAAGGAACAGAAGAGCUGCAGCUUGGUGCUUGCUUUCCUCUUUGAGUGAGGGGGAGAGGACAAUUGAUUUCCCGAAAACAUGCAGUUCUUUGGCCGACUUGUAGACACCAUCAACAAUGUCACCAACCUGUUUUCAAACCCGUACCGAGUGAAGGAGGUGCCUCUGGCAGAGUAUGUAGCUCGCACACGCUUGAGAGAGGAAGACAGGCUGGUUCUGUACAAAACCAAAAAUGCUCGCUCCUGGGACUGCUUGCUGGUGAACCCCCAGAGUCAGCUAGUCGCCUUCCGGCUCUUCCAGUUAGACAAUGAGAUGGAAGCCAUUGAGCGUUUUGAGCAGUAUGCAAGACGACUGCGCCCCUUCUACGAGAGUUCACCACAGUCCUUGGAGCUGAAUGUCCUCCAGCAACUGAGCGACUGUUUCCGUAACCACCCCAACUGGUCCUUGGCGCAUGUGGCAGUGGAGACGGAGCUUCGGGGGAGUUUCCGACACAAUCAUAUCAUAAGCUGUGUGAACAGCACAGAGUGCGAGGAUGGCUGUACCCCACUGCAGCUUGCCUGCCGGAAGGGAAACAUGGAGUGUCUAUGUGAGCUGGUGGAGUGCCAUGCCCGGCUGGAUGUCACGGACAAAAACGGGGAGACGGUUUUCCACUAUGCUGUCCGAGGGAGUAACCCUGAGAUCAUAAAGCUCCUGGGCAAAAAGCCAUCUGUUGGCUUGAACCACCUGAGCAAUCGGGGGCAGACACCUCUGCACCUAGCCUGCCAGCUGGGGAAGGAGGACGUGGUUCUGGCUCUACUGAAAUGUCAUGCCAAGUGUAACAUCAUGGGCACACUGGGCUACCCCAUUCACACAGCUGUGAAGUACUCCCAGAAGGGGUGUGUGCAGGCCCUUCUUGAAGUGGAUGUCAAUCAAGUUCAGUUCAUUGACCCCCGCUACGGAGCAGCUCCGCUCCACUGGGCCAAAAACGCUGAGAUGACGCGGUUGCUGAUUGAGUACGGCUGUGACGUGAAUUCUGUCAGCAGGACAGCAGACAUGGCUUUACACAUCAUGGUCAAGCGGGGGCGCUUUGACAGUGCCAUGGUGCUGCUGACACACGGGGCUCUCACUAACGCCAAGGGGCAGGAUGGCAACACCCCACUGCACCUGGCCAUGAAGCAAGACCACCUGGAGAUGAUCAAGGCUCUCAUUGUGUUUGGAGCAGACGUUGAGAUCCCCAAUGACCUUGGGGAGACUCCAGGGCUGGUGGCAGCCAGAACCAGCAAAGGUCCUAACCGGAAGGUGCUCUUAGGCCUGCUGCAGAAGGUAGGGACAGAGCGCUGCCACCCACCUAACCCUGAAUCCCCCCACAUGGCAUCUGGGUCGUCACCACCACUCUCCCCGGAAAGACCACCGCUCCCACGGAACAACAGCCACAGUUUAGGGUACGAGAGCAUCAUCCAUAUUUCCACAGCACUUGGCCACUUGCUGAAGGCGCCGGAUGUUGUGGACACUACCAGUGAUGCGAAGAGAACGUGCGAUCGCCUCCUAUGUCUGGAUGGAGGGGGCAUCCGGGGCCUGGUGCUCAUCCAGCUUCUCAUCGCCAUUGAGAAGGCUGCCGGCCAGCCAAUCAGGGAGCUCUUUGACUGGAUUGCAGGGACCAGCACAGGGGGGAUCCUGGCGCUGGCUAUUGUACACGGGAAACCUGUGGACUACAUGCGCUGCCUGUACUUCCGCAUGAAGGAUGAGGUGUUCCGAGGGUCGCGACCCUAUGAGUCGGAGCCCCUGGAUGAAUUCCUGAAGAAGGAAUUUGGAGAGCACACCAAAAUGACAGAUGUCCAGAAACCCAAGGUCAUGGUAACAGGGACCCUGUGUGACCGGCAACCUGCUGAGCUCCACCUCUUCCGGAAUUACAAGGCACCAGUGACAAAAAACAAACCUGAUGUCAAGACAGCAGAUGCCUUCAAACCACUGACCAAGCCAGAAGAUCAACUUGUGUGGCGGGCUGCCCGCUGCAGUGGGGCUGCUCCCACGUACUUCCGACCCAUCGGGCGGUUUUUGGAUGGUGGCCUACUGGCCAAUAACCCCACCCUGGAUGCCAUGACAGAGAUCCAUGAAUACAACAAGUCCCUAACCCAGAAGGGGCAGAGCCAGAAAGUGAGGAAAUUGGGAGUGGUGGUCUCCUUGGGGACAGGGAUGCCACCGAAGAUCCCAGUGAGUUCUGUGGAUAUCUUCCGCCCCUCCAACCCCUGGGAGUUUGCCAAGACUGUCUUUGGGGUCAAAGAGCUGGGCAAGAUGGUGGUGGAUUGUUGCACUGACGCAGAUGGCCCAGCUGUGGACCGUGCCAGGGCUUGGUGUGAGAUGACAGAUGUACACUAUUUCCGGCUCAGCCCACAGCUGCACUCCGAUGUGAUGCUGGAUGAGGUGAAAGACACGAUCCUAGUGAACGCACUCUGGGAUACUCAGCUCUACAUCUACCAACAGCAGGAGCAGUUCAAGCAGCUGGUGCAGGAGCUCCUCACCCAGUGACUCUCUGGAAGACUCAAAAGCACCAGAGACUUAGGAAGUGGGCAAGGGACAGCAGCCUUUGUAAAAGGCCUGGACCAGGGCUUGUCCUUGCCCUCAGACCAAGACGUUGGUGGGAAGAAUUAAGGACUCAGAGAUAUUAAAUGAGAAGCAGCUCCCCUCCUCCUCCAUGCACACAUGCAGUGGCAAUAGGAAUUUACAACUGAAAUGGAGCCCUGAGUCCCUGGACCUCCGAGUGCAGUCUCUGGGUUACCCCCCUCCUGCCCUGUAUGGGCAUGUUCCCUAAAUCUGUGAAUCUGACAGAGCAAGGGCAGACCUCACACUGCUUCCCAGUGCCUCAGUAGACCUCCUGUAUGGUAACCUUGAGAACACAUCUCCCCCUAGAAUAUCUGUGGCGCUGGCCCUUCCCACUGAACACACUGAAAGUAGGACAAAGACAGACUUUUGAGGACUAGUUUACCCACUUUGCGCGCGCGUGUGUGUGUGUGUGUGUUGUGAAGAGAACUGGAAUUGCUACCCCAUGUGGUCUGGGUGGAGAAAGGGGCAAGAGAGUAAAGUCCCUGCAAUAGUUUUAGAUCAAAAGUAUUGUGAUCCAUUAUUAGCCUAGGGAUGGGGGAGGUGUGAUAUUUUCCCUUGAUCUAUUAUAGCCUGUGGCUGCUACUGCUACCCUUUCCCUUUCUGUGGCUUCAUUGCCCCCUCCCCAACUUCAGUCCUAUCUCUUCUGCCAGUGUCCCACCUAGUUCCCUAGUGCCCAUAAGCUGCUGGGUAGUGUGAGUAGGUCUGGGAGAGGGAGAGGAAGAUGAUGAGCCUUUGGGGUUUUUCCAUGAAUGUUUCUAGUUGCCUGGCCUGAGCUGAUAGUCCUCAGUCGUGUGCUGUGGAAACUGCCCCUCCCCCUUCCCUUCCAGGGGUCACAUGAUGCGGAACAAUAUUCUUGCUUCAGCCAUGGAACAAAGAUUUAUUGGCUGAUAACACUUAAUAAAAAGAUAACUGUGAUUUAAA